CACGGCCAGACUUGUCCGGGCAUGUGAGCGCCGCGGCUUCCGGGAGAGACACGUGGGAGCGCGGCGGGUCCGGGCGGAAUGCCUCCUGGCAAGGGCCAGAUGACUCCUUUGCUGCCCACCCCAAAAGACGCCAUGCCCACCCCGCAGGGCAGCCAUGGCCCCGCGGGGGGCUGCGCUCGCCCUCCGGAGGGUCCCCGCAGCAAGAAGAAGAGCCGCAAGCACCAGCGGUUCCUGGAGCGCCGGGCGCUGCUGGAGCAGAGGGGGCUGCUGGGCAGGGGGGCCGCCCUCGUGGGGCCAGAGGCACCCAGCCUGCUGGCCAAGACGGAUGGCACAACAGCACCCCGCUGCGGGAAGGGUCCCAAAGCCAAGCAGGUUGUGUCCCCAUCCCUGUCCCCAUCUGCCUCUCCGGACAGCAUCGCCAGGCAUCACUCCGUGCUGCUGUCCCAGGGGAGCGGCGGCCCCAGGGGGGUGCGGAUGUCCUCCCCGCUCCUGCGCCCCGGCAAGUACGUGGCCAUCGACUGUGAGAUGGUGGGCACUGGUCCCCAGGGCAGGCUGAGCGAGCUGGCACGGUGCUCUGUGGUGAACUACGAGGGGGAUGUCAUCUAUGACAAGUACGUUCAGCCUGAGCUGCCCAUCGUGGACUACCGGACGCGCUGGAGUGGCGUCACCAAGCAGCACAUGAAGAACGCGAUUCCCUUCAAGGCUGCCCAGGCAGAGAUCCUGAAGAUCUUGAAAGACAAGAUUGUGGUAGGACAUGCCAUCCACAAUGACUUCCAAGCCCUCAAGUACUUCCACCCGAAAGACAGGACUCGAGACACCAGCCGGAUCCCUGUGCUGAACGAGAGGGCAGGGCUGCCCAGCAGGGCCAGUGUCUCGCUCAAGAGCUUGGCCAGGCACCUGCUCCAGAAGAAGAUCCAGGUUGGCUGCAAAGGACACUCAUCAGUGGAGGACGCUCAGACGGCCAUGGAGCUGUACAGACUGGUGGAGGUGCAGUGGGAGACAGAGCUGGCCCGUAGCCUGCCCCCCCGGCCCCCCAGCCCCCCAACGGACCCCACAGCAGACAGCAACCACUACAUGGAUGACCAGUACUGGCCCACAGACCUGAUGGCAAGCAACCUGUGAUGGGGAACAGCAUCUCCACCACAUGUUUAGGGCCAUCCUGGUGCCUUCAGCUAUUAAAAGUGGAGGUGGCUGUUGUCCUCCUUUCCUAGGGCUUGUGCUCCAUGGGCACUGUCCUGCAACCAGCCCUGCAGCAGACGAGUCUGUGGACUUGAGGACAGAGAAAUGGUGACACCUGAACAGUGGCAAUGUCCUGAAAGCCCUGUCUGCAGCCUGUUGCUGUCACAGAAAUAAGCGCUGUGGCUGUGCCCUGUUCAUGUGUCACUUGGUGUUUGGGGCUGAGCAGGGUCCUGGUGUCAUCCUGUAGGAGCCCCUGUGGGCAUGCAGUGACCAUGUUGGGGGGCUGGAGCUGCCAGGCAUCUCCCAUGCCCUCUGGGGAGGGGAUACCCCCAUUGUGGACAAGUAGGCAGCUUUCCUGUGGAGGACUGAGGUCUCUUGCUGAUGCCCAAAGGCUGCAAACCAUCCAGGGCCAGUUAAACAACCAGUUUCCUCCUCACUUUCUUUGCACAGUGAAGCCUGAAAAGAAAGUCUGGGUCUAAUCAAUGUCCAGCCUGGAUAAGAAUAUAGGAUGCACUUUGAAAUAGACUAUUCACAUAAUUGCCUAAUUCUGAAUUAAAAAUUGGUCUUGCUAAA
Messenger RNA from Apus apus (common swift), 1752 nucleotides. It is a transcript of the gene AEN, whose product is annotated as apoptosis enhancing nuclease. NCBI's taxonomy places the organism in Eukaryota, Metazoa, Chordata, Aves, Apodiformes, Apodidae. The transcript is spliced from 4 exons. The record is from RefSeq and is a predicted model, not a curated record. Gene Ontology annotation, molecular function: nucleic acid binding; 3'-5'-RNA exonuclease activity. The coding region runs from base 79 to 1122 and encodes 347 amino acids. Gene Ontology annotation, cellular component: nucleus.